AUGUUCCAGGUAAUUAGACGGUUUGCCACAAGUGUAAGCAAUGUGGCAGAUAUCGUUAUUAUUGGAGGUGGUCCAGCUGGACUUACUUUGGGUACUGCAUUGAAGAAUUCACCAGUCACUAAGCAUUUGAAGAUUCAUCUGGUAGAAGGAGGAAAGAUAAUAGAACCGUUGAACAGUUUUCUUGAGACGCCACCCCCAAACUACCUGAACAGGGUCGUGAGUUUAACACCAUCUACAAUUGGAUUCUUGGACUCUAUAGGCGCUUGGAGCCAUUUCAACCAGGAAAGAACUCAGUCGUAUGAUGAUAUUGUAACCUACGACGGGGUAAGUGGAGCUCGUAUGAACUUUGAACAUCCGGAUAUAGCAACAAUGGUGGAAACCACCAACAUUCAAGCAGGUCUGUUGAGUAGAUUGAAUGAGCUUAACAGUCAACAGGAAGUCAAGCUGGUCAUUCAAGAGGACACCAAAGUCACCUCAAUAGCCAAAGAUAGCAUCACCCAAUGGCCUACUCUGAAACUCUCAAAUGGAGACUCUCUUACAUGUCGUCUUCUUGUGGGAUGUGAUGGAUAUAACUCCCCAGUUCGUCAUUUUGCCGGCAUUGAAAGCCGUGGUUGGUCUUAUAAUCGUUGGGGAGUGGUUGCUACUUUCAAGUUCGCUGAUACAGAGUUCAGAUUCCCUACGGGAUGGCAGAGGUUUUUGCCUACUGGCCCAUUAGCUCUUCUCCCUCUUCCUAAUGGCUAUACCUCAAUGGUGUGGUCAACUACUCCAGAAUUAGCCGAAAUGUUGCUAUCUUUAGACGAAACUGAGUUCCUGUCCAUGGUUAACGCAGGAACUCGACUCUCAACCGAGGAACUCUCAAUGAUUUACGAUUUAGCCAAAUCCAAAUCACCAGAUCUGCUAGAGCAAAUUCAAUGGAGGUUGAACCUCUUUGCCGGUAAACUAAAACCAGCAGAUGAGGAGAACUUCCCCCUUCAAGUGUCCGAAAUAGUGACGGGGUCUAGAGCCAGGUUCCCGCUGAAGCUUUCCCAUGCGGACACCUAUGUUGAAGACCGUGUUGCUUUAGUUGGGGAUGCAGCACAUACAACACACCCUCUUGCAGGACAAGGUCUUAACAUGGGGCAAGAAGACGUUAAGUCCUUAGUUGGAGCAUUGGAGCGAGCUACAUCUCGAGGCUUGGACAUUGGUAAUUCGUUAGCGCUGGAGCCUUACUUCAGCGAGAGAUGGCCCCAGAACCACGUUCUACUGGGGGUCAUGGACAAGAUACACAAGAUUUACUCAACAGACUUUGCACCAUUGGUUGCAGCCCGUUCAUUUGGUGUUGAUGUUUUGAAUUCACUGGGACCAAUCAAGGAUUUUAUGGUGGGAAGGAUCAGUGGAAAUUCCAAAAGAUGA
Molecule: messenger RNA, 1392 nt
Organism: Komagataella phaffii GS115
Lineage: Eukaryota; Fungi; Ascomycota; Pichiomycetes; Pichiales; Pichiaceae
Product: Putative flavin-dependent monooxygenase, involved in ubiquinone (Coenzyme Q) biosynthesis
Exons: 1
Coding region: 1-1392 (463 amino acids)
Biological process (GO): ubiquinone biosynthetic process
Cellular component (GO): mitochondrion
Molecular function (GO): FAD binding; oxidoreductase activity, acting on paired donors, with incorporation or reduction of molecular oxygen, NAD(P)H as one donor, and incorporation of one atom of oxygen; 2-octaprenyl-6-methoxyphenol hydroxylase activity
Source: RefSeq, a predicted model, not a curated record